Molecule: messenger RNA, 2187 nt
Organism: Fonticula alba
Lineage: Eukaryota; Rotosphaerida; Fonticulaceae
Exons: 2
Coding region: 275-1840 (521 amino acids)
Biological process (GO): spermine biosynthetic process; spermidine biosynthetic process
Cellular component (GO): cytosol
Molecular function (GO): adenosylmethionine decarboxylase activity
Source: RefSeq, a predicted model, not a curated record
CCCCCCCCCCAUCCCGCGCCCGCAUAUUCUCACCCGCCCGUGAGAAUUCUGCACAGGGGGAUAACGGACUAGUCCGUCUCCACUUCGUCGCCCGGCUGCCCGCCUGCGUCGUCGCCGCCGCCGCCACCGCCCUCGCCGCGCGUGCCACUGCUUGCCCCGUCCGCCGACGUCUCCCACCACCGUCGUCCGCCACGCCCCGUCGCUCCUUCGGCCCACCCUCCUCCCCUCGUACCGGCCCAUCACACACACACACGCACACACACGCCCACACGCCAUGACCGGGUCUUCUGUUCCCACCGGCUUCGCCGUGUCCAGCAUCCACAACUCGGUGCUCGUCAAGGAUGACAUCCUCCUGCCGGGCUUCUUCGAGGGCCCGGAGAAGCUGCUCGAGGUGACGUUCGUCAUGCCGGGCGUCGCGCCCGCUCCGCCGGUUGCGGCCGCGGCGCCGGCCGCCGCGGCCACCGCCGGCGGCAUCGGCGCCGAGAUGCUGCGUCUCCUGGGCGCCGGCCCGGCGGCCUCGCUGUCAGCCCUGGCGGCGGACCUGCCGGCCGCGGCGCCGGUGUCCUGCACGGCCUCCUCCCCGGCCGCGUCGGCCGCCACCACCAGCGAGCCGGCCAAGGUCGGCCUCCGGGCCUACACCGCGGCCGAUUGGCAGCCCCUCCUGGACUCGGUCAACUGCCUGAUCAUCAACAGCAUCAGCAAUGCCUCGGCCGAUGCGUAUCUGCUGAGCGAGAGCAGCCUCUUCGUCUUCGCCGACCGCAUCAUCCUCAAGACCUGCGGCACGACCACCCUCCUCCGGUGCCUGAAGGGGCUGCUGGCCAUGGCCGCGCGCGCCGGCGCCACCCAGGUCGAGAGCGUCUUCUACUCGCGCAAGAACUUCCUCCAGCCGGCCGACCAGCCGGCGCCCCAUGUCAGCUUCGAGGCCGAGGUGGCCUGCCUGCGGGAGGCCUUCCCCCGGGGCCGGGUCCUGACGCUGGGCGACCAGUCCGGCGACCACUGGCACCUGUUUGCGGCGGAGACCGGCACCGGGCACAUGCAGAAGGUCCCGCGCGCGCCGCGGGCCCUGUGCCCGGCCACCGGCGGCGCCGGGCCCGCCCUCGAGGUGACCACCGAGAUCCUGAUGCACGAGCUGGACCAGGACCUCAUGCGGGUGUUCUACCGGACCGAGCCCGGGUGGCAGUCGACCGCCGACUCGACUCGCCGGUCCGGGGUCGGGGCCAUCCUGCCCGGGGCCCUGCUGGACGACCUGGUCUUCGAUCCCUUCGGCUACUCGGUCAAUGCGCUGCUCGGGGAAUUCUACUUCACCAUCCAUGUGACCCCGCAGGAGAACUGCUCCUUCGCCUCGUUCGAGACCAACUACAACCGGCCGGACCUGCCGGCGGUGGUGGCCCGCGCGCUGGCCGUCUUCCGCCCGGGGCGCUUCACCCUGACGCACUUCGACAAUGCGCCGGGCCUGCGUGCGGUGGCGGCCGCCGGCGGCCCGGAGGGCCCGGCCCGUGUGGCCAAGCAGCUGGCCCUGGCGGCCCGCCUGCGCCGUGACCUGGCCGCCUCCGGCGAUGACGCCGGCGCCCCGGCCGCCUCCUUCCAGCAUGGCUAUGCUCGUGUCGGCGCCGCCGAGCAGACCCUCUCCGCGCACACCCUGCAGUACAUGCACUUUGUGUCGACCGAGGCCGGCCGGCCUGUGUCGGCGCUCGACCGGCUCGAGUGCGCGGCCGACCUGUCGGGCCUCCUCGAGGAGGUGGCCGGCGGUCUUGCCUCUUCUUCCUCCCCUUCGGAGGAGGGCGCCGCUCUGGCGGCCGCCCCGGUUGUCGUCGGCCUGUCGACCACCACCUGCGUCUGAGAGCCCCGAGGGGCGGGCCAUGCGCCCUGCGGCGUCGGCGUCGGCGUCGGCGGCAACAGUGAAGGCGCAGGCCAGCCGGCCGGCAGGGGGGGGGGGGGGGAGCCAGUGCUCCCAUGCGCCGGUCGCGAGUGGCCAGCCUCUUCUCCGCGCACCGGCCACCGCGUGCCUGGUGUGUCUCCCCUCUCUCGCGCCUGCCGCGCGCCCUCCGCGCCCCCCAGCAUCACGUCCGCUGUGCGCCCUGUCGCGCCGGGACCCAGCCGCGCGCCGGGUUGCUGCGAAGACAUGUGUCCCUCCCGUGUUGUUGUGUCCCCUCCUGUCCGGCCUUCUCUCCCUCCCUCUCUCUCUCU